AUGAAACUCAAUGAACUGCCUGGUCAGGUCACAGAAUCCAAACCUUCGACUCCUGUGGGCCCGAUCGUCGGAGGCGUGUUAGGUGCUGUUGCCGUGAUUGCGGUAGGUGUGUUUUGUUUAUGGGUUUUCUGCGUCAAGCCGCGAAGGCGCAAAGACACGUGGGAUCCGCCAGAGAAAAGAGAUCAAUCGAACCUGGCCAGAGACGGUAGCCGGACACAUUCUAUUGCUUCCACGGUCCUUACCAGAGCAUCAAACGUCAUCCAGAUUGCAUAUAUACCAGGCGUCACAGGUCGCUCACCACCUGUUUCUCCUGGAGUACCACCGCCAAUGCCGACUAUCGCUGGAACGGCGAACAGCACCCCACAACCUGACACCCACUUCUUCAUGGCCGAUGAUCUACGUAACUCAACUUGGUCGGACACUUCUGUCGAUCCUCGGAUCAGUCUUGCUCCAAGUCUAGCGAGGGCCAGCAGCGGUACUACUGUCUAUUAUGAGAACGCUGUUAUGCCUCCGAUCCCAGCUCAGCACGCUAUGCGUGCACAAGCAAACAUGGUAAACGUCAAACAGAUUGGAAUUCCAAACACGAGCACAACGGUGACACCAACCAGGCCUUCACCGCUCUCAGGUGGUGGGUCAAAAGCUAUCAACAUCAACAACAGCUCAAUUGUGGCCCGCAAUGUUACUGCGCGACCGAUCGAAGUCAAGAAGACCGCUUCAGGAAACCGGGUUCCGACUCUUGGUAACCUAGUAAAGGCGAACUCACAAAGGUCAGCAACCGCUGUAAACACUGCAAGAACUGAACCCAUCCUGGACGAAAAGGAGGUCGUUUUCAGUCCUGUCACUGAUAUCGAUGAUUCUCCCACCUCGCCGCUUGCACCUUUGAGAGCAAGGCAGUCAGAUAUGAGCUUGGGUGGAAUGGAUGCAUCCGGGACCAGCGCUUUGUUACCACCUGAUGGUCCCCUAGGACCGCAGAGACCUGAUAGUGGCGGCCUCACAGCUAUGAUUGAAGACGCAAUCAAGAGCGCCUCCGCCGACACCAGGAGAUCACCUCGGCCUGGCGCCGCAAGGAACGAUUCUGGGCCAUUUUCCGAUAUUCAUGAGCUCCCAAGUAGUGGCUCGCCAUGA
This is a messenger RNA of Lithohypha guttulata, 1125 nucleotides long. It is a transcript of the gene OPY2, whose product is annotated as overproduction-induced pheromone-resistant. The record is from RefSeq and is a predicted model, not a curated record. The transcript has a single exon. Bases 1 to 1125 code for a protein of 374 amino acids. NCBI's taxonomy places the organism in Eukaryota, Fungi, Ascomycota, Eurotiomycetes, Chaetothyriales, Trichomeriaceae.